Bombus pascuorum is the source of this 570-nucleotide messenger RNA. Its product is annotated as dynein axonemal heavy chain 17-like. Gene Ontology annotation, cellular component: dynein complex. Gene Ontology annotation, molecular function: dynein light intermediate chain binding; dynein intermediate chain binding; minus-end-directed microtubule motor activity. Bases 1 to 570 code for a protein of 189 amino acids. Gene Ontology annotation, biological process: microtubule-based movement. The transcript is spliced from 4 exons. Lineage: Eukaryota; Metazoa; Arthropoda; Insecta; Hymenoptera; Apidae. The record is from RefSeq and is a predicted model, not a curated record.
AUGGGGGACAGCAGCAAUGAUUUUCCAACCGAAGAUAAUUUAAUACUGAUCUACAGCCAAAUGCUAGAUCAACACCUGAUGAAUCCUAUCAAUAAAUUUAACUUAGCGCUGACAAAAAUUGCAGAAUCGUUAUUAAAUGCAGCAUUGUACUGUCACCACAAAAUUUCAACAACAUUCCUACCAACAGCAGUGAAAUUUCAUUACGUAUUUAAUCUACGUGAUCUCUCAAACAUCUUUCAAGGCAUACUGUUUGCACACGGUGAGACUGUUCCGACUGCAAAUCAUUUGAUCAGAUUGUACGUUCACGAAGCAACAAGAGCGUAUUCGGAUAAAUUAAUCAAUGCUGAAGAUAAAAAAGCCUUUCAGCAAUUGCUGAAGGAGUCGCUUCGCAAAAAUAUUUCUGAAAUGGACGAAAAUAUUGUAUUUGCUGGACCAAUAAUAUAUUGUCAUUUUGCGGAAGGAAUCGGUGAACCAAAAUAUAUGCCAAUAAAAGAUUGGCAACAAUUAACAAAGUUACUGGAUGAAGCUCUGGUUAAAUAUAACGAACUAGUAAUAACAAUUUAUAUUUAA